AUGCUCAAGACGUAUACUUAUAAACUGCAACAGUGCGAUGAAGCAAGACCCAACUGUCAUAAAUGCAAAAAUUUUGGUGUCACUUGCAAUUUCAAUGCUACGAUUCCCGACCUCCAACCAUCUGGAGCCGGUUCAUUCAGAUUAGCUGGAUGUGAUGGAGGAGACGAAGCUUCGCAAACCUUUUUAGGUAUCACAAUACCAAAGUUUCUAUACCCACCAGUCGUCUCAUCAGAUCAUACUUCCGCUUUUCACCUUGAUCGACAAUGUAUCGCUCGUCUCAACAGAUUUCAGGAACGCACUGUCCUCUCCAUCGGAGCAGCACGAACUGCUAACCUGUACCAAGAGAUUGCAGUUAGGAUGGCACUUUCACAUCCUUACCUCAUGCAUGCUGUCCAGACAUUGACUGUAAAUCACGAAAGAUUUAUGUCCCGUCCAGUUCCACCACGAACAGCUACUGAAAUCCAUCAUUGGAGCCAGGCAGCAGUAUCUUUUCACCAGAAGUUGUCACUGCCUAUCAAACCAGAUGACCGCGAUGCUCUUUGGGCCACAGCGGCUCUCCUCGGUAUCAUGGCUUUCACGUCCAUUGAUGUUUCAACGCCAGAGGAUGCAUGGCCGUUUACCUCAGAUGCAACACAGGACCUAGAAUGGUUGAAUAUGAGCGACGGAAAAGUAGCUGUCUGGAACGCAACCGAUCCACUGCGGCCGGAUAGCGUCUUUGCUCCCAUUCGUGACGAGUAUUUGCACCUUUAUGGUGGUGUUACCAUCGAAGAGCUCUUCGGCAUCAAUGGCAUUCCCCAGGACUUUGUCCAACUAUGCCAGAUGAACGGCCUCUCCUGCACAAAGAGCAAUUCCUACUUCGCUGCCGUUCAUUCAUUGGCACCAUUGCUUCGAAGUGAAUGCAACUCCACAAACGCCACUAAAUUCAUGUCAUUUUUAUGCAGACUGAGUCCGGAAUUCAAGCAUCUUCUCCAGAUUAAAGAUCCCAGAGCGUUGUUAAUUCUCUGCCACUGGUACGCACAAAUGCGUAAUUAUCCUUGGUUUGUUGCCCGCAGGGCCAGGUUGGAAGGCCACUCGAUCUGUCUCUACUUACGCAGAUAUUGCUUCAAGGACACUUUGAUACAGGACAUGGUUUCCGUAUUGGAAUGA
Molecule: messenger RNA, 1146 nt
Organism: Glarea lozoyensis ATCC 20868
Lineage: Eukaryota; Fungi; Ascomycota; Leotiomycetes; Helotiales; Helotiaceae
Exons: 2
Coding region: 1-1146 (381 amino acids)
Biological process (GO): regulation of transcription by RNA polymerase II
Molecular function (GO): DNA-binding transcription activator activity, RNA polymerase II-specific
Source: RefSeq, a predicted model, not a curated record